AUACAAGAAUAUAAGAUAUAGGAAUUUAAUAAUAAAUUAAUAAUAAUAAGUCAAAUAUGACGGCGAAACCACGAUGGGAAACGCCCCACUGUUGCUUAGCAACAACAAAAACAUCUCUUGCACCUCCGGUACUGGAGUGGAGCACGGAUCAUGCGUUUGGCAAAUUGAUGUGUUGGUAAAUAAAACGGUUUAAAGGGUGCUGUGACAAUGAACUAUAAGGAGCUGGUGAGAGAGGCCAUAACUCUGCUGGACAUGUACGAGCCAGACAAACAGUGUGUGAACAGCUUCAUGGAGGACUCUAAGAAAAAUCUCGUGAAUCGUCCUUCUGCUGAGCAGAUAUUUAUCACAGACAUAGUUUAUGGCUGUAUAGUGCACCAGAAACUUUUGGAUACCGUGAUCAAUGUCUUUUAUGACCAAGAGGGAAAAUAUUUCCGCAGAUCUCACCGAAACCAAUUUGCUGUCGUUACUUAUCUUGCCAUGUUCCAUCUGGAGGAUCUGGGCUUGGAAGCAUUCAGUACAAUUAUAAAGUCACUGGACCGCUCAAAAAUGCACAAAUUCCUGAGUUUGUUCUUUAACGCUACUAACCUCACCACAUGGAUCCAUGGAGAGUGGUGUCAGCUCUAUGAACCCUCCUACGUAGAGAGCAAGUGGAUAGUUCCAUUACUGAGAUGGCAGACUCAGAUGGAAGAUUUACUAGAAUACCUUGAGAAGAAAACAACCGAGGGCUUCCAGCUAAAAAAAUUCCCCAAGAAGUCGACAGAACCUCAGGAGUUUGAUCUGACCAGGCCAAAACCUCGUCCGCUUCCUGCUCCUGAACUUAUUCCACAGCAGGAGAAAAACAAACCGGUGCCUGCCAGUACCCACAGAGCACCAAAAGAACCACAGGUUUUGGAAGAAAUCAAACAGAAGAACCACCUAAAAGCACAGAAGGUCUUGAAUGAGGCGAACACUCGUUUGUACCGAUGUGCAAACCCAGAGAAGUCCGAAAAAACUAAAAACAUAUUGUCCCAGAUUCAGCAAGCCCGUGAAUCUGAACUCAAGUUUGACUCUGUGUUCUCCUCUGGAAUGCCGUCUACUCUUAAGAAAAACACCUUGCCCACCAGACUGAACACAACAGCGAUUCUUCGGGAGGGAGCGUUAUACAAUCGACAACUGGAAGAGGAGUUGAAUAGGCUUGAGCUUUUGAUGCAGGGAGCCAGUGAGCCCUCAGCAUUCCUGCAGUGGCAAAAGGAGAUGAAGGAGAAGGACUUGCAGGAGGAGCUGGUUCAGCUGGAGUGCAAGAGGCUGGAGGGGAAGAUUAGCUACGAGGAAGCUCUGUUGGCACGACAACGCGUCCUUAAGCUCAAUCAGCACAAAGCACUGAUCAAGAAAGAGGAGACCACAGAGCUGAUGUGCAGAAUGAAGGAGGAAAAGCAGAGAGAGCAGGAAAAACUGAGGCAAAAGAUACUGCAGGAGAAACAGAAACGAGAAAAGCUAGUACUUGAGCAGCUAAACACCAUCACUGCAUGUAGGACUGCAGCAGGACUGGCCACUGCACGAAACCAGGGAGAGAAGGAUAUAAAACAGAAGUUGCAAGAGGCGGUCAGAAACAAAGGUGAAAGACUGGUGGCCCUGCAGAAGAUUCUGGAGAUGGAACAGCAAGAGAGACAGAAGAAUCAAUCUGAAAAAAACAAAUCAAAGUUAAAUGACCAGAUGGCUGCCCAAAAUAGCCAUAAACCGCAGUGGGAAAUGAAGACGGUGGACUGGCUGCAGUUGGAGCAGUCUUUAGAGAAAGUGGUCCAGAGAGAGGCAUCUAGAAGCAAUACUUCAGUUCUGAGCCAAAAAAUUUACAAGUAAUAAACUAACACUUUCAGUGCUUGA
Messenger RNA from Silurus meridionalis, 1860 nucleotides. It is a transcript of the gene cfap99, whose product is annotated as cilia and flagella associated protein 99. The transcript has 14 exons. Bases 208 to 1836 code for a protein of 542 amino acids. Lineage: Eukaryota; Metazoa; Chordata; Actinopteri; Siluriformes; Siluridae. The record is from RefSeq and is a predicted model, not a curated record.